This is a messenger RNA of Solanum pennellii, 1200 nucleotides long. RefSeq names its product coiled-coil domain-containing protein 25. The transcript has 6 exons. The coding region runs from base 208 to 855 and encodes 215 amino acids. NCBI's taxonomy places the organism in Eukaryota, Viridiplantae, Streptophyta, Magnoliopsida, Solanales, Solanaceae. The record is from RefSeq and is a predicted model, not a curated record.
AAAAUCUAAUCAAUGUCCAAAUUUGUAAGGAAGAUUUAGCUUUGUUUGUACGCGAAAAGUGCGGUUUCAAUAGUUUGCAGGCUACCGCUAUAUCCACCUGCCUAUCUGACUCAGGAAAAACUCGUCGAAUCUGCUUUAACAAAUUAGGGCUUCGAAAACCCUAAAACAGAGAGCUCGUUUUUUCCUUUUCAAUCGGAGAAGAGAAAAAUGGUGUUCUACUUCAAGGCUCGACCGGAAACUGGUGACUACACCAUCUUUAUGGGUCUGGAUAAGUAUGAGAAUGAGGAACUCAUCAAAUUUGGCUUCCCUGAAGACAUUUGGUUCCAUGUGGAUAAAAUGUCAUCAGCCCAUGUUUAUUUGAGAUUGAACAAGGGUCAAACAUUUGAUGAUAUACCUGAAGGUGUAUUGGAAGAUUGUGCUCAACUUGUCAAGGCGAAUUCUAUCCAAGGAAACAAGGUAAACAAUGUCGAUGUUGUUUAUACUCCAUGGCAAAACCUUAAGAAGACUGCCUCAAUGGAUGUUGGGCAAGUUAGCUUCCACAACCCAAAAAUGGUUCGUACCGUGAGGGUUGAGAAGCGAAUAAAUGAGAUAGUCAAUAGAUUAAACCGUACAAAGGUGGAAAGGAAGCCCGACUUGAAAGCUGAGCGGGAGGCCGUCAAUGCAGCUGAAAGGGCGGAGAGGAAGCAGCAGCUUAGGGAGAAGAAACGAAGAGAGGAUAUGGAUAGGCUUGAAAAGGAAAGACAGGCUGAAAUGAGGAGCUACAAAAAUUUGAUGGUUGCUGAUAAGAUGACAUCUAACAAAGACAUUGCGUCAGCUAACAAGUCCCUGCAAGAGAUGGAGGAAGACUUCAUGUGAAAUGCAAAAUCAAAUGGAUUUAAUUGUUUCAAUCGCUGCCAUGUUUACAAAAUACUGAAUGAGAAGCUGCUUAAGAAGAAUGCAGAGAAGAAAAAGGAAGAUAGGGGGCUGGGGCAUCGGGGUGAGGUGAUCUUUUGAAAUGUUGUGUGUUCUUUUGAAACAAUUAUGAUCCUUUAUUGAACAUGAUCAAAUUGAUCUUUGUAGGCCUGAACCUGUUUGUUAAUAAGGGGGGUAUAGGAGCCAUAUGGGUUGGAGUUCAAGGAGAAGCUUACUUGUAAAACCAGUGUUUUUGAAUUUAAUGGUGAAGAUGACUUGUUAUGAUUAGGAGGAGCACUUAAUUGUUUU